Drosophila bipectinata is the source of this 798-nucleotide messenger RNA. RefSeq lists its product as uncharacterized. The record is from RefSeq and is a predicted model, not a curated record. Lineage: Eukaryota; Metazoa; Arthropoda; Insecta; Diptera; Drosophilidae.
AACGAAUUUCGGUCAGUUAAGAUAUCGACAUGAAGAUCCUGACCAUUUUUGGCCUCACCAUGGUCAUUUUCGCUUGUCAAACGUUGGCAGCUGAGGAAGACCUCGAGGAUGAUGAGGAAGUUGAUUGUCCUCCUGAUGACAAUGGUGGCGACACAUCUGGUAGGGUAUCGGAUAAACUGUGCCCCGAUUUCCAACAUUUACGAAGCUUGAUGGAUCAAGAAAAACUCCAAAAGCUGAUCCAAGUGCAUUACAACUGCGAUGGAAAAUUCCGAAAGGCUAUGCGCUACUAUAACACUACUGGAUUCGAGCAGGUCACUCAGCAGCUGUCCGACACCGAUGCCUAUCAGACCAUCCUGAGGGAGUUCGAGAACGCCAGUGUGUAUACUGUGGAUAUUGAGAGCGUGGCCGCAAUCUUCUACUGCAUCAUCCUUCCUGUACAGUUUCCGGAUAACGAUUGUGAUUGCAAGUCGAUCAGAGGUCAUACCUUUGUCAACGAUGUGCUCGACUUGAUGCCCCAAAUCGAGGUUCACAACUAUAUUGCGGCUUCCCAGGCCAACGGCACAAACUUUGGAAAUUUCACAAAAGCCGUCACCUCGAAGGAGUUCCAGGCCACUCUGAAAGCCAAUAUUAACAAGAAAGAUGUGAUUAAACCUCUGCGCACUCUACGCCGUAAGGGCUGGGAUAUUCCGGAACUACUCAAGGGCAUGCAGACCAUUUUCACCUGGUGACCUGGGCCAAUUGAAACUGAAGCCUCUCGCUUUUAUAUGUAAACCAAAUAUAGCAACAAGUGAAUCCGAA